AUGUUCCGUCUUGCCAGAGCUUCCUCGAAAGUGCUGUCCACGCUGACAGCUACCGCACCACGAUGCAUCUCUGGUCCGGCAAACACGCUAGAAGUGCGAAAGAAAAUUGAAGACACCCGUGAGAAAAUCCAGCUGGGUGGUGGACAAAAACGGAUCGAUGCGCAGCACAAGCGAGGAAAACUAACCGCUCGUGAACGCAUUGAGUUGAUGGCCGAUCCUGGAACAUUUGUGGAAUUCGAUGCUUUCAUGGAACAUGAUUGUUACGAUUUCGGAAUGCAGAAUCAAAAAAUCACAGGCGAUAGUGUUGUGACUGGUCAUUGUAAAGUAAACGGUCGGACGGUGUAUUUAUUCAGUCAAGACUUCACAGUGUUCGGUGGCAGUCUGAGCAUGGUACAUGCCCGCAAGAUCUGCAAAGUUAUGGAUCAGGCAAUGCUUGUGGGUGCUCCGGUCGUUGGUCUAAAUGAUUCCGGAGGAGCUCGUAUUCAGGAAGGUGUGGCCUCGUUGGCCGGUUAUGCAGACAUAUUCCAGCGUAACGUAAAUGCCUCGGGUGUGAUACCGCAAAUUUCGCUUAUUCUUGGUCCGUGUGCCGGUGGUGCAGUGUACUCGCCCGCACUGACUGAUUUCAUUUUCAUGGUUAAAGAUACAUCAUAUCUGUUUAUUACGGGUCCAGAUGUGGUGAAAUCGGUGACCAACGAGGAUGUCACUCAGGAAGAAUUGGGUGGUUCUAAGACCCAUACAUCUGUCUCUGGUGUGGCUCAUAGAGCCUUCGAUAAUGACGUAGAUGCGUUACUGUCUCUACGCGACUUCCUCACAUACCUACCUUCUUCAAACCUCCACCCGGUUCCCCCAAUUCGUGAGUGUCAUGAUCCGGUGGAUCGUUUGGUUCCCGCAUUGAGUACAGUUGUUCCCCUGGAACCGACGNCGACGAGUGCCUACGAUAUGUAUGAAGUGAUUUGGAAUACUGUGGAUGAAAGAGAAUUCUUUGAAAUCAUGCCAUCCUAUGCCAAAAAUAUCAUCGUCGGAUUUGCCCGUCUCGGUGGCCGUACGGUCGGCAUCGUGGCUAACCAGCCGCGUGUCUCGGCUGGCUGUCUGGAUAUCAACGCAUCUGUUAAAGGAGCUCGGUUCGUUCGAUUCUGCGAUGCUUUCAACAUCCCUCUUAUUACGUUUGUGGAUGUACCCGGAUUCUUGCCCGGUACCAGUCAAGAAUACGGUGGAAUCAUUCGACAUGGUGCUAAGCUAAUUUUCGCAUACGCCGAAGCCACCGUUCCAAAAUUGACGGUGAUCACCAGAAAGGCUUACGGUGGAGCCUAUUGUGUGAUGAGCUCGAAGCACCUUCGGGGAGAUAUCAAUUAUGCCUGGCCUACUGCUGAGGUCGCCGUCAUGGGAGCCAAAGGUGCGGUCCAGAUCAUUUUCCGCGGUAAGGAAAACCAGGCUCAAGCGGAAGACGACUACAUUCGUGCCUUUGCUAAUCCUUUCCCGGCCGCCACUCGAGGAUUUGUCGAUGACGUGAUUGAUCCGCAACUGACUCGAAUGCGAUUGUGUCGCGAUUUGGAAAUGCUAGAAACCAAGAAACUGCCGAACCCAUGGAAGAAACAUGCUAACAUGCCUCUGUGA
Messenger RNA from Echinostoma caproni, 1614 nucleotides. The record is from the annotation of a GenBank genome assembly. Lineage: Eukaryota; Metazoa; Platyhelminthes; Trematoda; Plagiorchiida; Echinostomatidae.